This is a messenger RNA of Odocoileus virginianus texanus, 3129 nucleotides long. The record is from RefSeq and is a predicted model, not a curated record. NCBI's taxonomy places the organism in Eukaryota, Metazoa, Chordata, Mammalia, Artiodactyla, Cervidae.
AGCCUCUGAAAUGCCAGGGGUGUGACCUUGACGUCCAGGUGAGAGUGGGGCUGGCCAGAGCCGUGGCGAGAGGCUGGGCCAUGAGAGGCCUCCAGCAUCGGCUAAGCCAGGACAUGCCAGGCGCUGAGGGGGGCACAGGUGUCAGCUGUGGCUGCUGGCUGUGUCCCUGUCCACAGUCUUACAGUCAGGCAGCCUCAUGUACAGCGCCGCUCUGAAGGACUGCAAGAAGAGCAAUGAUGCUCUUCUUUCUCUCUCUGGGGAAGGCAGUGAGUUUGAUUCCUCUGGUGGCCAGAAUCCCUUAACAGAUGAUAGCUAGAGCUGAGGCCAGGCACAAGCUUCAGUAGGACAUGCGGAGAGGACCUGAUCUCAGGACCAAGCGAAGGCUAGCUCCCAGCUUGGCACUGGAUGUGGAAAGCCACUGCUCCAGCAGCCUAGGCAGGGAAGCACGAAGCUAGGCAGCACCCACUGCCUUAGAGCGAAAGCCAGAUUUUGUCCUGCUCUGGAGCUGCAGAGACCCAGGCAGUCUCCAGGGGCCAUGGGUGGGCCAGGGUGGGCAGGACUUGCAGGGGCACCCCCGGAACCACAGCUGCUGGCAGAUCCCUUUCCCUGCACACUUAGAUCUCCCAGCCGUAUUAUGUGCACGUAAGGUCUCCACGCCCCUGGCUGUUCCCACCAAAAUAGAUGGACAGGACUUUACACGAUCGCCAUAAAUGGAAAUGCAGUACCACUUGUGGAAAAUGGAAGCACUUGUGCACAGAGAAGCAAUGACACGAGACAAUGCCCCCCAAGUCUGUCCGGAUUUCACUGCCUGAUUAAAGCUCUGAGCCUGUGCUCGCUUCGGGUUAUAAAGGGAGACCUGCAUGCUGGGUGCUGAAAAACACACGCCCCUCGCCCCAUGUGGAGUCAUCCCUCUUGACCUCAGAAGGCUUGAGAUAAAAACAAUAAAGGAAUUCUCACUCACUGAACAUAGAGGAAGGGAAAGCAGGUCAGCCAUCCACACUGCAGCACGCAACAGGCCAAGGUAUACCUGGGUAUGAGGACAGCCUUUCUGAAAGUGUACAUCAAAUACUCUGUUAAAACCUUUCCUCCCAAGUGUUUGGCUAGCUUUCCUUCCGGGACCUUCAAUCAGCUUGACUCAGCAGAUACUGACUGAGGACUUACUAUGUGCUGGCCACUCAGUAGGGGUUUGAAAGGCAAGCGCCGUGCCUUCAGGGACCACAGAUUCUAGUGGAGAGGCAGACGUAUUCACUGCCGGUUUUAAUGCAAGGCUGAACAAGUCUUUAUGUCUUCUCCCAGCCUUUCCCCCACUCAUGCAAAACAGGAUGUAGGUGUUCAAGAAUCAUUUUAUUCAGACACAGAAAGAGCAAACAUUCAUUGGGUUCAAACUAUGAGCCAGGCAAUAUAUGGGAUACUUGUAGACAUAUUUUAUAACACUUAAUCCUUUCAAGGAUUGGAAAGGUGGUUAUCUUUACCUCUGCUUAGAGGGGUUAGGUAACCUGACCAGGGUACACAGCAUGUUAGAAGCCGACUUGGGAGUUGAAAGCCAGUCUCCUGAAUGUUCCCCCGUGUUGGAACCCCUAUUGACGUGGGUGGUCCCCCGCUCCCUCCCCCCCAAUCCUGUCCCAUCUCGCCCCGCCCUCCCCAGGGCCCAGCUGAGAAGAAGCAAAGGCGAGGCCGGGUCUGGCCUUGCGGCCUUGCCAUGGUGCUCUGCUCACCGGGCCUCUGCAUGUGUCCCCCCAGGAAUCCAGCACGAUCCCGCACCGCGUGCUCCAGAAACCUUCUCAGCUGCUGCAAGAGCCUUUGGGCGCUCAGGUUCCUCCAGAGACACGGGGGAGGCCCCGGGGAGGAGCAACCAGGGACGCCACCGUCAGAGGAGCCGCCAGCAACCCUCGCCCAGGAAUCGGUUCCUGCUGGAAGCUCUCGCUGUUUCUCAGCCUCACCUGGAGCAUGUCCGCCUCUGCACCCUGACCUUGGCCCUGCAGCUGCUCCUCUCCCGGGGGCCCCCUCCCCAGAUAGAAGCCCUACAGUUGGCUUCAAAGGUCCGUCGUCUUGGCCCCGCCCUUCUCCUGGCUCCUGGCGGCUCCAUGCUCUGGAUGGACUUCUCUCCCACGUGUCUCCACCUGGUUCUCUCCACCUGCCCUGCCCUCCCUUGGUCCCGCUGCCUUCCCCUCCAUCAGGAAAACGGGAAAGCUUCCCCCCUGGCCCGCCCCUCCCCGUCCACUCUCUGUCCUGCAGCCAGAGUGGGCUGUGCAAAACAAAAGACAACCGCGCCCAGAAAACCAGCCGCAGGCCCCGCGCGGUGGGCCCUGCUGUGCCCUCCAGCCUCCUCCUUCCCCCACUCUCCCUUCCACCUCUUCACUCCAGCCCCACCAGCCUUCUCCUUUGGGUUUAUUUAACUCACUGCUCCUUCCAGCUGCGCCACACACAGAGCUGUUUCCACCACUUGAAAAGCUGCUCUUGUCCUUUCAGCCACGGGUGAAACAUCCCUGUGAUGUUUAAUGAAAUAUCACUUUUCAGGGAGUCUUCCGGAGUCUUCCUUGACUGUUUCUGUUGGGUCUGGCCUCCCACCCGCACCCCUGGAACUGUCCUCGGAAGCCAUAGGCAGGCCUGUCAUGCCUGCGUGGUCCCCUGACCCUUGUCUGCCAGUGAAUCCUGCCUGGUUCUAUUGACCAUUGUGUGUCUAGCUCCUCGGAGACUGUUUGGCCCACGUAGUGGGAGCUUUAAGCAAUUUAUCUGCCAAUACCCGUGAAGGCACGAUUUGCCCCAGUGUUCCCCAGAGAUGCUCCAUCUGUUGGCUGGAUUCCUCUGGAAAUCUCAGAAUCCCUCUCUUGGAAGUUUUCCCAGGAAUCUAAGACAGGUGGGUCUCUAUGUCAUAGCCCAGGUAGAUGGGGCAUAAGACGGGUCUGGCUGAUCACAGACCCAGCUGGUCAGGGCUGACGUCAGGGUGCCUACGUGCCACCUGCCACCGCAGAUCUUUCUCUGAGCUGCCCCACCCUCCUGGAGACCUCCUGCAUCCCCUGCUGGCUGCAGAAGUGGGGCGUGUGCUGCCCAGAGGAGAAGCCUCUGCACUGGCCCCCCAAAUCCACACUUCGUGUUAUCAUGAUGUUCCAAUAAAGCUAUCAAAACAGA